Messenger RNA from Dovyalis caffra, 2286 nucleotides. NCBI's taxonomy places the organism in Eukaryota, Viridiplantae, Streptophyta, Magnoliopsida, Malpighiales, Salicaceae. The record is from the annotation of a GenBank genome assembly.
AUGUUCAUCAGAUAUCCAUCACUUCUUCUCUUCUUAGCCCUUUAUGUUGUUUGCAUCAUUGACUUGGUCGGCAUAGCUCAAGCACAAAAUCAAACUCAAGCUACUACAGAUCCUAAUGAAGCAAGAGCAUUGAAUUCGAUCUUUCAACAAUGGAGAAUAUCAGCCAACACUAACCAAUGGAACACAAGUGGAGACGUAUGCAGUGGAGCAGCCAUUGGUGCUUCUCCCGCCAUAGACAACAAGGAUUUCAACCCUUUUAUCAAAUGUGACUGCACUUUUCUUAAUGGCACCACUUGCCGAAUUACUGCCCUGAAAGUUUAUGCAAUAGAUGUUAUAGGUGCAAUUCCAGAUGUACUUUGGAGCUUCACUUACCUCACCAAUUUGAAUUUGGGUCAAAAUUAUUUGACAGGUAACCUGUCACCAUCGAUUGGUAAUCUAACUCGGAUGCAAUACCUGACGAUUGGCAUUAAUGCACUUUCUGGGGAGCUUCCUAAGGAACUUGGACUGCUUACUGAUUUACGAGUACUUGCUUUUGGAUCAAACAACUUCACUGGUCCUCUGCCAUCUGAGCUUGGGAAUUUAGUAAAGCUGGAACAAAUUUAUUUUGAUAGUUCUGGAGUUAGUGGUGAGAUUCCUUUAACAUUUGCUAAUUUGCAGAACUUGGCUACAGUGUGGGCAUCAGACAAUGAACUCACAGGCAGGAUACCCGACUUCAUAGGAAAUUGGUCAAAGCUUACUAGCCUAAGAUUUGAAGGAAAUGCUUUUGAAGGUCCAAUACCAUCAGCAUUCUCCAACCUCACUACUUUGACAGACUUGCGAAUAAGUGAUUUAUCGAAUGGAGGCUCUUCACUGGAAUUUAUUAGAAACAUGAAGUCUCUAAGCAUUUUGCUGCUCAGGAAUGACAACAUUUCCAUUUCAAUUCCAUCCUACAUUGGAGAAUUCCAGAGUUUGACACAGCUGGAUUUGAGCUUCAACAAUAUUGAGGGACAGAUUCCUGACUCACUUUUCAAUUUGAGCUCACUCAUUUUCUUGUUUCUUGGAAACAAUAAAUUAAAUGGUAACCUUCCGGCAACGAAGAGUUCAUCACUUCUCAAUGUAGAUGUGUCAUACAAUAAUUUAGCAGGAAACUUUCCUUCCUGGGUCAGCGAACCAAAUUUAGAACUUAAUUUAGUUGCCAACAACUUUACAGUAAGUGAUUCAAACCUCAGGGUUCUUUUUGAGAGAGAUAACACAAGUCUUGGUGCAGCAUCAUAUUAUGUGAGUGACACAGACACUUUUGGCGUUAUUAAUACUGGGAUUUUUUCUGGAAUCAACAACCCUCAGUACACGACAUCAUCGACGUCACAAUUUACAAGUACUCUAGAUUCUGAGUUGUUCCAGACUUCACGACUAUCUGCUUCAUCACUAAGGUACUAUGGCUUGGGGCUUCAGAAUGGUAACUACACUGUUAUCAUGCAGUUUGCCGAAUCAGUUAUUUUACAAGGAAGCACAUGGAAGAGUCUUGGAAGGCGUGUUUUCGAUGUUUAUAUCCAGGGAAGUCGUGUUCUGAAGGAUUUUGACAUACAAAAGGCAGCAGGUGGAAUCAUGAAUCGAGCUGUUCAGAGGGAAUUUAAGGUUCGGGUAACAGAAAAUUAUCUUGAAAUCCAUUUUUUUUGGGCUGGAAAGGGGACUUGUUGCAUCCCUGCUCAAGGUACAUAUGGACCUUCUAUUUCAGCGAUCAACGCUAUUCCAGAUUUCACACCCACUGUUAGUAACAAGCCACCACGUCAGAAGAAAAAUAGGACUGGUUUGACUGUGGGGAUUGUUGUUGGCGUUGGAGUGGCCUGGCACCUACUUGAAAACAACAAUGAAAUUGAACUGGUAGACUCCAGAUUAUCUGAAUUUAAUGAAGAAGAAGUAAAACGUUUGACAGGAGUUGCUCUUUUAUGUACUCAAACUGCACCUAUGCUACGGCCAUCAAUGUCACGAGUCAUUGCUAUGCUAUCUGGUGAUAUCGAAGUGAGCAGUGUAACUUCGAAACCUGGAUACUUGACUGACUGGAAAUUUGAUGAUACAAUCAGCUUUAUGAGUGAUGGGGCAACUAGAACAUCUGAUGCUAGCCACUACAAUUCAUCCACAAGCACAAGCAUCGUGAAAAACCACGAGGAUUUGACACCAAGCACCACUGAUUCCAGGCUCCAUGACAUUAUUGGACAGGAUAUUGUGUUGAGGAUGAAAGAUUUUGAUGUGAUUAGCAUAGUUGAGUACUCUGGUACUUUUGAUGUUGAAUGCAAUCAAGGAAAAUGA